UUGAAAAAAUAAAAAAAAAUUAAAAAACUUAAUUAAAAGUUUAAUAAAUAUCAACAAAUAGAUUCCUCUCCAGGGCUUGGCUAGCAAUAUCCAGCAACAACAAGACACAUACAACAAAAAAUAUGUGCUUUUAACGCACAACAAAGUCUCACAGGUGCAGCUUUCACGCCUCUCACCAAACCCACAGUUGCUUAAUAAAGUAAAAACUGAAAUAAAACAACAACAUACAUACAAAGAAAAACUACAAAAAAUAGCAAAUACUAAGGAUAAGUAAAAUCAAAAACAGACAUUAAAAACAAGCAAAUAGAUUACGCUCACUUAAGCACGAGCGAGCGGCGCUCUCUCUUCUUAAGUCGUUCGUAUUUAUUUGCGCCUCGGCGUCACAACAACAAAACAACUAAGGAAUUUCUUACCUUAGCUUCCUAUAAGAACUAGACUCCCUCACCUAGCUAGAGCUAAAGCUAAGAGAGAGCAAUAGCGGCUAGCAAGAAGAGAGGAAGCAGUUAAAAACAAAGUAUUAUAAUUGGUGCUAAAAAGAGAGUAUUGGAAACAAUCACUUUCACUGCUGCGCGUAAAAUCUUGAGAGUGAAAGUGGACUUAAUAAAAAGUGAGAGUAAUUGCUUUCUACACAUGACCCUAGUGAAAAAGUGAGAGUGGCGCGAAAAACUUAGGACUAACAUUUACAAAGUUACAGCACUUCGCACACAAAUAAAAACAGCAAUAUAAAGGCAAGGACGAGUUCGAGAACACACAUCGCUUUUGUUUUGUGUUCGUGUGGGUGUACUAAAAACCGAUUCAACACCGAAUUUCUUCAAAAAACUUCAAACGCAAUGUCCACCAACGAGGCUGUGGACGGCGCUGCUGAGGCGUCCGCUAUGACCAACGGCGUUUCGGCUAACGAGUCAGCACCUUCGCCGGCACCUUCACCAGCGCCGCCGGCUACGUCAUCGCCACCGCCAACAGCACUGUCGCAGCAGCAGUCACAGCCAUCAACUGCUAUGGACGAUGGCAACGUAACGGCACAUAUUAGUUCUGCUGCACAGGUCGAAGGUGGCGUUUCAACAUACGGUGCGGUCAAACAGUUUAAGGAAACGAACAAUGACAACAACAGCAACACUAAUUAUACGAAAUCGGACGGCUAUCAUCACAUCCCGAAUAAUCAUUAUAAUAACAAGAUUUCGCCAAAAAUGGAUUUGUUGAGUGGCGCCUGUUAUGUGUUCUCAAUGGAUGGUGAUCGCAAGUAUCAUUUGGAUGAGCUGGAAGAUGGCGCUUCGUAUGUGGUGUCGUCGUUCAAGGCGUUCAAGCCGGCUAGUUACGGUAAAAAGAACGGCAUGUGGUACGACUCGCCCGGUAAUCAGGGUUGGGGCUCGAAACCGGCCAGUCGUAAGCCAUCGAUUAUGGAGGCUGACUUGGACACAUGAUCGACCACACCGGGCUCGAUCAAACGCCGCGCCGGACGUGUUAUACGUAUCACCAAUAAUUUGGAUCAUUCAGUGGAGCCACAAACAAGAAUAAUACCUUUGGUGCAAUCUCGCCGCCCUACUGGUUGUCGAUUACAUCACACUGUGCGACCUGGAUGCAAUUGAGUUGGCAUUCACAUUCGCAUGAGAUGAUUAUCUACAGAGUCUACCACAAACCCAUGGAAACGGAGAAGUUCAACAAACUCAAAACUAAGAUAGCAUGGCUCUAUAUAAACAAUCUGAAACGUAGCUCGCAGCACAUACUCUAUGUCGAAGCAAUUGUUGAGCAUGCAACAUCUCUGCCUUUCAAGACGCUGGUGGUUUGGACCGAUCCAUCGUUGCAGGCAUUCGUUUAUCCGCCAACAGAAAAUCUCCCAGAUAGCAUAAACGAAGUUGGCUCGAUGACUAUACUCUGAUUAGCUUUGUGUAAUCCGGCGCCAACCAUUUCACUGUACGUCGGUGGACAUUUGGUGCGGCACGCAAUGUCAUGCUGACAUGGAUCAUAUAUCUUGCUAUGGGGACAAUGAUAAUGGUUUGCUUAUGCAGGCUACAAGAAGAGCCAAUAUUUGCUAUGCAGAAAAAACUACCGCCGCCAACAUAGCCGUCGCAUCGUUGGGCGAUGAGAUUGAGUUGCUUUGCACAGUCGAUGCGAAAACAACACUGAAAGCAAUAUUCUGUCAUGACUAUGAUGAAAAUAAGUGACGUUUUCGUAAAUUAACGGCCCCAAAAAAAUGCCUACGAAUUUUAAUUACCGGAGCCAGUGGUCAUUAGUCUUGCGUGCCUGGGCAGUAGGCAACAGCAACACGUAGUCAAGAAAAAGUCGACAGCAAAAGCCAAACGAAACGUAGGCGAGCUAAGAAGCAAUUAAAAAUCUGGUGAAAGCUUAAAUGUUGGCCGUGGUUCGGUUAAUAGUAAACAAGCGACAACAAUUUUUUGCAGCAAUAGUUAGGUGUACGAACGCCUAUGAAAAACAGCAACAACUAGAAUGCAAGUAACGAAAACGGAGAAAGAAUGUAUAAGGAAGCGAGAGGCAGCUAAUCCCUAGUAAUGAUUGAAUGCUUGGCAGCUGCCAUAAAAGCGAGCAAAAAUGGGUGAAUUUUAGUUUUUGCAUAUUAUGGGUGUUAUAACAUUUUUUUUGUAACACGUGAGUUAGCAAAAAUUAAUUGUUAUGAUAAUCAAUGCCUCCAGAUUAUACUGUUUUGAGUAAUUGGUGGGAUUUACACACAUUACAUGAAAAAUUUAAAAAUCAAAUCAUGUUUUUGAAAAUUUUUUUGAAAUUUUGUUUACUUUUAAAAUAAUUUUUAUUGAGAAUUUUUAUUUUUAUCGAAAUUCACUAAAGUUGCCGUCUAUGCCUACUUACAGAGUCACUUUUUUCCCUUUUCAACAUUUUUCUUUAAUGGUUGCAGAACAUUAUUUAGUUGUCAUGUGCUCUUGGGUGAUCCAAAAAAAAAUUUUCACUUAUAAACUGGUUGAUAGAUAAAUUCAUAAAGAUGCAGAACUAUACCUUAAACAUAUUAAAUUUGAAUAAUUCUGGCAUAGUGAAGUUUACGAGCAAAUUGUAGCAUUUUUUUAAAGAAUUAUAUUCCCUAUAUAUACGAGACUAGAUACUUUUUUUCAAAUAGUAGAUAUUGAGAAAUGAAUUUUGUAAUAUACUAUAUACUAUGUUCAUAUGUGGAGAGAAUUUAUUUGAGGUGUAGAUCAACCAAUUUUUCAGAGCUUAAAGUGAAAAGGCAUAUUCUAUUUUCUUUGACCCACCCUAAUGCGCUCACAAAACAAAUAAAGUUGCUGCCGCCAACGCAUUGCUCACGGUAUUUGAGCUGCUUGCACUUGUAGCUGUUACUCGUAUAUUGUUUUAUAAUUUAAUUGUAUUUCUUGCUGCUCUUGGCACAUGCCACUGAAUUCAAGGUCUUCGCGUGAGUUAACCUUAUUAACUUGCAAUGUACACAGAUUUUAUUUAUGUGUUUGUUUUUUUUUUUGUGAUAUUUGCUUAUACUUUACUUUACUUAAUUACUUUUAUGUGUGAAGAAAUUUAAUUUCAAGCGAUUUAAAUUUAGUUGUAAAAUUACAAACAUUCCCUUUUACUAUGUCUGCAUAUUUAUAUGCGAGCAUGUACGAAGUAAAACGAGCAUUUGCUUAGUAAAGUAGAAACGAACAAUAAUAAAUGUAAAAAUUUAUUUGCUAGA
Molecule: messenger RNA, 3643 nt
Organism: Bactrocera tryoni
Lineage: Eukaryota; Metazoa; Arthropoda; Insecta; Diptera; Tephritidae
Product: dual specificity protein kinase splA-like
Exons: 7
Coding region: 831-1421 (196 amino acids)
Biological process (GO): intracellular signal transduction
Source: RefSeq, a predicted model, not a curated record